Molecule: messenger RNA, 582 nt
Organism: Symbiodinium pilosum
Lineage: Eukaryota; Dinophyceae; Suessiales; Symbiodiniaceae
Source: the annotation of a GenBank genome assembly
AUGCCGUGGCUGUCGAUUCAUUUGCCGCUGUCGUGCCUUGGCGUCAUCCUGUACCCGGAAGGUCGAGAUAGCUUUGAGCUCGUGGGCCACGCUGCCUUCGGGGAUGUCAGUCAAAAGGUGCUCCUGCAAUUCAUGACUGCGAUAUGCUCAGAGGGCAUGUGGGAUAGAUACUUCCUACUGCAGGGAAGGGGGCGACGAUCGCUUGGCACUGAGCUUGUAGAAUGGGCGUCACUUUGGACUGAUGCUACCGCGCUGGCACUCCCAUACCUUGCGGAGGGCCUGGUCUUCAUGAUCUGCUGGCUCACAAAGAUUGCCUACUUCGUCCUGUUGACAGACCUCCUGGUGCCAGUAGCGGAGCUCGCCGCACCGAGCUUGAAGACUUCCUACACACCCGAGACGACUAGACGGAUCGUGGUUUGCAUUGCCGCCCUGUUCCUGUCGCCUAUGUGCUUCAAGAGCAGCCUCUCCGCCUUGCGCUUCAUGUGCUUCGCUAGCGUCUCCAGCGUGGUGGUCGUGGGCGCCGUGGUUGGCUACAGGGCCUUUGAGAACCUGGGGCACGAGCAUUCCAUCCAGGCGGCUUAG